AUGGCCGUCUAUGUGAGCAGGAGGAGGAUGGUCCAGGACCAGGGCGAGAUCAGUCCCAGGGCUCUGCUGGUCCGGAUGGUCCAGGCCAGACUCAGGCUGGAGUUCGGUCUCUACAGGAUAAAUGGGGAUCAGGAGGGGUUUGAGGAGCGCUGGGGGUUCAGGGAGGUGUCCUCUGUGAGGGAGGUGUCCUCUGUGAGGGAGGUGUCCUCUGUGAGGGAGGUGUGCUCUGUGAGGGAGGUCUGUACUAGGACCAAAAUGAAAGAGGGGGACGGUCUUCGGUUCCGGAGACAAACGCCGAGAGUCAUCACUGAAGAACCGCGAGAUCAGGACCCGAGACGAGACAGGUCGUACAGUGGGCGGGUCUUCCAGAUCACCUUCCUGUCAGUUGGCGGAGUCUUGUUAGUCCCAGUCCUUAUCUUGGUCCUGGUCCUGGAGUCCCCGAUCCACCCAGAGCCGUUUAUUCUUCGGGAGCCCCUCCCUUUUGAAGGAUGCUGGGCUCCGAACCUGAAGCUGCGAUUAGCAGAAAGGCUCCAUGAGAACCAGGUGCAGGGACCGGAGUCCAUCGUGAACAUUGGAGAUGUCCUCUACAGUGGAACAGCUGAUGGACGAAUCGUGAAGAUGGUCGGCCACCGAGUCCAGACUGUGGCUCGACUCGGAAAACAGCCCUGUGGUUCCCGUGACGACGAGCCGACCUGUGGACGUCCUCUCGGGAUCAGAGUUGGACCAAACGGGACUCUCUUCGUGGCCGACGCCUAUUUAGGGAUCUACAGAGUAAACCCCAUCACUGGGGAGGUGGUGCAGCUGGUGGAUGGUGCUCAGCUGGUCGGGGGGCGGAGCUUGGCGUUCAUUAACGACCUGGACGUGACGAGAGACGGACGCAAAGUUUUCUUUACCUGCAGCUCCAGCAGGUGGCAGCGGAGGGACUUCCUCCAUCUGGUGAUGGAGGCCACAGAGGACGGACGAGUGUUGGAGUUGGACACUGACACUGGGGAGGUUACCGUGGUGAUGGAUCGCCUCAGGUUUCCAAACGGUCUCCAGCUCCUGCCAGACGAGGAGUCUGUGCUGGUGUCCGAGACCACCAUGGCCCGGAUCCGGAGGAUCCAUGUAGCUGGUCUGAACAAAGGUGGGAUGGAGACUUUUGCUGAGAACCUUCCUGGUUUUCCUGAUAACAUCCGGCGCAGUUCCAGCGGUGGCCUGUGGGUGGCGAUGUCCUCUGUCAGACCCAGUCCUGGGUUUUCCAUGUUGGACUUCCUGUCCCAGAGACCCUGGAUCAAGAAGCUCAUCUUCAAGGUCUUGUCUCAGGACUUGGUCUUGAAGCUUGUCCCUCGCUACAGCCUCAUCGCAGAGAUCCAAAAUGGCGGCCGGUGCGUGCGCAGUUUCCACGACCCAAAUGGCGAAGUGGCUGCGUAUGUGAGCGAGGCCCACGAGCAUGAGGGACAUCUCUACAUCGGGUCAUUCAGGUCUCCAUAUGUGAGCAAGCUGGACCUGAGCAGGGUUACACACUCUCCUGAAGCAGAGUACUGUCCAACCAUGAGUCUACGCACUGCAAAGAUCCAUACCGGGAUCUCCCAGGACUCCUUUGAGUGUGUGUGUAACUCUACCAACAGCCGCUGUGACCACAGUGGAGUCUGCAGGUGUGACCCAGGUUGGGAGGGGCCUGGGUGUGCCCGCUGUGCCCUGAUGCCCGGGUGUCUCCAUGGGUCAUGUGACAGACCCUGGCAGUGCGAGUGCCACGAGGGCUGGGGAGGCCGCUUCUGCAACAAAGAUCUUAGAGCCUGCCUCAGCGCCCCCUGUCUUCAUGGAGGCACAUGUCAGAUAGCUGACAGCGGUGAUGCCACAUGUGUGUGUGCCCACGGUUACCAUGGCGACCGCUGCCAGCUGAGGGCGGGUCCAUGUCACCAGCUAAGGUCUCCGUGUCUGAAUGGCGGUCAGUGCGAUGACCAGAGUGGCUUCCUGGACACCUUCACCUGUCGCUGUCUGGCUGGUUUUUCUGGGCGCCGCUGUGAACAGGACGUGGACGACUGCGCACUCUCUCCGUGCGCUAACGGUGCUAACGGCGCUAACGCUAACGUUGCUCUGUGCUCUCCUUGUGCUAACGGGGCUCUGUGUGUCGACGGUGUGAGUCAGUUCACGUGUGUGUGCGCCGCAGGGUUCAGCGGUCGCUUCUGCUCUGUGAACAUAGACGAGUGUGCAAGCCGCCCCUGUGCCAACAGAGGGCGCUGUGUGGACCGAGCUAACGGCUUCCGCUGCCUCUGUCGCCACGGAUAUAGCGGCCCCACCUGCCUGAGCCCACCCACCCCGCCGGCCAAUCGUACUCUCCGAGUGACCGUGAGGGAGAGAGGCCCUGCCCCCCUUUCGCAGGGACAGCUGGUCUCCGUGGUGAUGCUCGCCCUCACCACUGUCGCCAUGGUGACGGUCACAGCAACACUGGUGCUACACACGCAUUGUGGCCACAUCUACUCGCGCUGCUGGGGGCACUGUCAGAGGACACACAAGAUCUGUGGGGGCGGGGCCUGA
Knipowitschia caucasica is the source of this 2517-nucleotide messenger RNA. The record is from the annotation of a GenBank genome assembly. Lineage: Eukaryota; Metazoa; Chordata; Actinopteri; Gobiiformes; Gobiidae.